AUGGAGUGGAAGCAGCGCUUCGCACGCCUGCAGGGUGGAGAAGGAGGAGGUGGAUCAAUUGCACUUGUCACAGAAGCGGCUCUGUCGGGUUUGGCCUCGAACCUCUUCGUUUGUAGCGCUUGUGUUGGCCUCUUUAGUUUUCUUCGUGGCCGCUACCCUUUGGUCUUCUUCGGGAACAUGGCAGAUGGUACCAUGGACUCUGAUCAGCGAAGAAAUUGGAUCUCAUCCUCCUUGGCGUUGGAUUUGGAGAAGAUCACUGCCGUCAUGGGCCUAGAUGCAUCUUUGGCCAUCGAAUAUGCCAGCUUUGGGGCUCGGCUCAUGAUGAUCAUCGGGUUGCCGUUUCUUUUCCUCUUCAGCCCCUUGCACCGCUGGUAUGGCGGUGGUGGACUUGAAGAAAAGGAUUUCCUCUCAAGCAUUUCGGUGUCCAACGUGUCCAUGGGCCACCCUUGGUUGUAUCACCUUCAUGCACUGGCGGUGCUAUGGACAGUCCUAGCCGUAAGGGCCAUGGUUUUUCGAGCUCAACAGACAUUUAUGGCAAAGCGCCAUGCUUGGCUGACAAGCUUGCCCUCUCUGAGGGCAAAUACAGUGCUCGUAGAGGACAUUCCUGCUAGCUUUCAAUGCCAAGAGAAGGUGCUAACGUUCUUUAGCGAGAAUGUGGGCCCGGUGGCCCACGUUGGCAUGGUGAGGCAUACGGAGAAGCUUGAAGCGGCCAUCGAGGCACGAAACUCUACUAAAGCAAAGCUGGAGGAGGUCCGGAAGGAAGUUGAGUUUCGAGAGCUGCAGGGCAGUCCAGACAUGGAUGCCAAGAUGGAUAAGAUAAAUCUUUUGUCCCAAGAGCUGACAGAGCUUGAGUCUCAAGUCAAGGCAGAACGAGAGCACAUCAAGGGUCAGUCUGCACAAGCAGGUGGAGUGAACUCGCAUUCGGCUUUUGUAACUUUCCAUUGUCGCAAAGAUGCCGAAAUGGCGAAGGUCCUUGAAUUGAGUGGGAAUGCUGACUGGGCAGUGCACGAUGCCCCCGAAGCUUCGGAGAUUCGUUGGCACGACUUGUUGCAAGACUACAGUGUUGCUCGCUCGGCCAUUGGUUGCUUCCUCAUUUUCUUGCUGUUCGCCAACUUCUCGCCCAUUUGUUUGUUGAUAUCAUCCGCAGCUUCUGAAGUGAACGUGGGCAAGCUGCAACCCAUUUGGGAUGCCUUGGCUCCGACUCUUGGGUUGACAAUCUUCUUGUCGAUGCUGCCCACUGUCUUGUUGCUGAUCUUCGGAAGCUUCUUCAAACUGCGAGCAGAGUCUCUGGCGCAACACCGUCUUCAAACAUGGUAUUUCCUGUUUCAAGCCGUCUUUAUUCUCUUUUUGCCGGUGGUUGGGACGAAUUUCCGCAGCUUUGCCAAGCAGCUUCUUGCAGAUGACAGUUUGUCUACAAUCCUUGCACAAAUCGCCGACAGGCAGCUUGCCAUGCAGUCAGACCAUCCAUUUCUUGGCAUGUUGAUGCUGAUAUCUUCAUUUUUGCUAUCCUUCCCCUGCUCCAAGGAUACCAUUGUCAGGCGAUUUCUUCUUCAACUUUAUUGUUCUGCAGUGGUCGGUGUCCUGUGCUGGCCUCAGACUUGA
This is a messenger RNA of Durusdinium trenchii, 1602 nucleotides long. The record is from the annotation of a GenBank genome assembly. NCBI's taxonomy places the organism in Eukaryota, Dinophyceae, Suessiales, Symbiodiniaceae.